Molecule: messenger RNA, 177 nt
Organism: Paramecium pentaurelia
Lineage: Eukaryota; Ciliophora; Oligohymenophorea; Peniculida; Parameciidae
Source: the annotation of a GenBank genome assembly
AUGAUAAAGGAAUUAAUUGCAAUUGAAAGAAAAUCCUCACAUUAAAAGCUUGAUAUAAGCGACACAAUAUUUGCUAUCAUAGAUGAAAAAAUGAAUGCUUCAAUUAUGGAUUAAAUUCAUUUAAAAAUUACAUCAAUGAUGUAAGAUUAUAUUAAUUUUAGACAGUCCACUGCAUGA